AUGUCUGCCAUCACGUCUGUGUUGUUGUUACUUCUGCUAAUUUCCGGUUUGGCUGUUGCCAUGGAGCCAGGGGUCAGGCUUGCGGUCACCAACAAAGGGCUGGUUUAUGCCGAACAAGUUGCGGGGGCUGAACUCAGGAGUAGGUUACAGACACUCAGCUUCCCCGACCAGUCAGGAAGUGAGGGCAGCAAGUCUUGGUCUAUCACGAACAUUCGUAAAGAUGGUAUCUCCGGACCAGACGCACACAUCUCGCUGAAUCCCGUGGCAGGCGGGAUCACACUGGGCAUCUCCAACUUCGGCAUAAGUUUCUAUGCAGACUGGAACAUCAAGUACAGGAUUAUAUUCAGAUUUAGCUCCAGCGGGAGUUUGGAUUUCAGCAUAUCAGGAGCUUCUGUUACCCUGGUAGCAGGACUGGGAGAAAAGAAUGGUCGUCCCACUGUGUUCGCGAAAUCCUGCAGUUGUAACGCCGGAGACAUCGGCAUCAAGUUCCAUGGAGGGAUUGUAGCAUGGAUCUUGAACAUUUUUAGAGCAACAAUAAGAGGAAAAAUUAGAGAUAAACUCCAAAAUGAGGUGUGCCAGAUUGUCACUGAACAAGUUAACACUCGAGCAGACCAGGAACUUUCCAGAAUGAAAGUGAAUCUGGAGAUUGCUAAGCAGUUUAUCCUGGACUACAGCCUCACUAGUGCUCCCAUUGUCACAGGCAACUACGUUGAGGUCGCUACCAAGGGAACCGUCUACUGGAAAGACAACAGACAAGAAAGUCCAUUCAUGCCAGAUUUGCUGCCACCUUUGUCUGAGUUCAGCAAAAUGUUGUAUGUGGAUGUGACCGAGUACUCGGUUGACACUUUGGCCUAUGUGGCACACACCAAUGGCUUCCUUAAGUACGCCAUAACAGUGGACAAUCUAAAGGAUCAUUAUCCGAACUCGAAACUUGAACUUCGAAUCAGCUCUUCAAGAGCCCCAAGUGUGAGGUUUGAGAGCACAAAACUGACCAUUGCCGCCGCAGCAAGAGUGGAAGUGGCUGCCCACACACCGGACGGAGUGGUGACCCCACUUUUACUAAAAGUAAGCGUGUCGGUGACUGUAGAGCCGUCUGUUGUCAAUGGGAAUUUGACCGGAAGUAUAACUGCUUACAAUUUUCACAAUGCUGUCAUCCAUUCGGACAUUGGAGAGAUUGAUGAAGAAGAAUUGGACAAGCUUAUCCGUCGAGCCAUUGAUGAGGUGGUUAUCCCUGGGUUAAACGAAUACUGCAAACAAGGCAUCCCACUACCAGUCACCGGUAUCUUCCGCCUCUACAACGCAAAAGUGAACUUGCAGAAAGGCUACAUGCAAAUAGCAACGGAUGUAGAAUAUUUGAAGUGA
Messenger RNA from Candidula unifasciata, 1362 nucleotides. NCBI's taxonomy places the organism in Eukaryota, Metazoa, Mollusca, Gastropoda, Stylommatophora, Geomitridae. The record is from the annotation of a GenBank genome assembly.